UUUCAAAUCCCUUUAGCUCCUGAUUUGUAUGUCGCUCUCACUCAUUAGGCAAAAUAUGGUGCAUCAUAGUGGGAUAGAUUUGCAGCGGAGAGUUUCCAAAGAGAGCACUCAGUGGUUCCAAAUAAUCAACAGAAUUCAAAGGAAAUGUAGGAGUUUUUAUACUGUGGCUGGCAGAGAAAAUGAAAAGAGCUCGACCUCAGGGGAAUCAACAAAGCUCCUCUGGUGGCUACAUGGAAAAAUAAAGCGCUUGUUCAGAAGCAUUGCUGCUCAUUUAAGCUCUUUAUAAUGAAUUCCAAAUAGAAAAGCUCAUCAAAGGUGAGACAGUGCUGGUUGCAGAAUGUAAUGCAUUCAAGCACCUGAAUGUAGUAUUAAUGUUGGACAGGUGAAAGAGGCAGCAACAAAAGCUGGUGCGUUGCUCUGUGCUGCUCUGCCCACUGCUCAUUCCCUCCAAUAUUUUCAGCUGUGGCAGUGAUUCCUUAUCCAAAAGGAUCUGAUUUUCUUCCCCCUACUUUUCCAUGUCUUUGUUCAUUCAUUCACUGGAGAGAAAACCAGAAUCUUCCCUCCCCUGACUGCGGAGUUCUCCUGGAACAGGGACACUUCGACCCUCAGCUCCCUUCUCCUCACUCACCAAAAGAUGCCAGCAAAGAGCUUUGUUUUUACAGCUCAGCCACCAGCUCUGCAUCAGGAACCUUCGUGCUGCAUUCUGGAGAAUGGAUUUUUCUUGGAAGUCCUGCUUUCAGUGCGUUCCCCGGUCGGAUGUGGUGUGGGGACACCCAAGCAGGGCAGCAGCUGGUUGUUGGGCGCAUUGCUGAUGCAUUCUGCACGAGGAGCUGCGAGCAAGCAGAGCAUGGGGAAUCACACCGGUUCGCUCCUGUCGAAUAUCUGCUUUGGGAAAACUGGUGACAAUCUUCCAGCAUGACAGCAUCCUCAGCAUCUGCCUGGGAGGAAAUACUGACCUGGAUUGUAGCAUUAAUUUGUGACAGCGUGAUGAUGCAGCAUGGAAAUUAGCUGCUUUUUACCUUAUGGGCUGGAAACGUACAGAAGUGGUGCUGCCAGACUCGUCACCUCACAGUAAAGGCCAGUCUGAAGUUUGGGUGGUCAAGGAUCUAACUGAUACUUGCUGGGAAAAUAAUGCUGCUGUGGGUCGGGGGCUGGAGGUGGUGCUGCAGAGGGCAGGAUUUGGCAUUUUGCAGAGGAGAUGUGGGAAAUGCGAACAUGUUCAGAGGAUGCAAUGGAGAGCAAUGCAAGUGUUGGAGCAGGGAGCCAUUGCAGCCCCUAGUUCCUGCUCUCCCAUGGAGCUGUGUGUGCUGCAUACCUCCCACUCUGUGUCUGUGCUGUUCAUGCUGGCCCAGUCCCUGCAGUGCCACCUUGAUGUGACAUCCAUGUCCUUCAGCACUGCUCCUGAGCACAGCAGAGACGAGAGGCAAGAGUUGCAGGUUGCCACAGUAACCCCUGCUCCACCACCUUUUGCUUCUCCACCAGGAAAAUACAUCGCUCUGCAGACACCCAGCUCCAUGCUCAUGAUUUAUACUGAUCGUGUUUGCACUGGGGCUACUGAACGCUGAGGGCUGGUGUAGAAGACCCCUGCAGGACCAGCUCCAUGCUUCUGAAUCCCCAUUGCUUCCAGAUCUCCUUCAUGCAGCCAAACCACCUUGGGCUGACUGCCUGAAAUAGGGCUGAGUGUCAUUCCCCCUGAACUCAACGAGAGCCUUCUCACUGAAACAGCAGCUUUCUUUUGGAGGAGAUUUUUUGGAGAAGCAGGCUGAGAGCCAGUAUUCCUUCAGGUAAAUGCUUCUCCUUCCAUCAGUGCACCUGUGGAUUAGCUAGCCCAUUGCAGAGGGCACUACAGUGGGAACUGCUCAACGCUCUUGCAGUCUGACAGAGGCGGGUGGAAGCAAGUUGAGAGAAAGGACAUUCCCCAGGAAGGGAGCUGGGCAGUCCUCGACCCCGUGCUAAGUAAAGGACAGCCAGCCACACCACUUGCUUUUGCCUAAAAUAAAUCCCCCCAAGUCCCAGGAGAUCCGUUUGCAGUUGAACUGAUUUUCCAGAGAUUUGUAGCUUUGCUGGGCAGGAACUCUCUGCUGAAAUGUGCUUAGCACAGCUGGAGCUUCUCAUCACAGCUGUAAAAGAAACAAUUAAAAAUAACAUUUGUGCUCAUCAGUAGUGCCCCAUUGACUUCCCCCAGUGCUAAUACUUGCACUCAGCUGCCUUGGAUAGGGCCAUUUGUCAAACCCCAUUCCUCUUCUGAGUGGGUUGUUUCAUAACGGGGCUGUCAUCAAUAUAAUGGAUGAGGAAGAUCCUUCCGUUACUUCUGGCACAAACUAUGGUGUUUUUUCACCCUUUUCUCCAAGGCAGCAUGGACAUCAAGGAGUAUUUUGCCAGAAUUUCUUACCGAGGCUCCCAUGAUAAACCAGACCUGGAAACCUUGACAGAAAUAUUCCAACACCACAUCCAAGCAGUUCCUUUUGAGAACCUCAGCAUUCACUGUGGGGAAAGCAUCGAGCUGGAUCUAACAGCCACUUACAACAAGAUAGUGAGGAAGAAACGUGGGGGCUGGUGCAUGGAGAACAACCACCUCUUAUCUUGGGCCCUGAAAACCCUAGGGUACAACGUCACCCUGCUGGGAGCAAAAGUUUAUGUCCCGGAGCACGAUGCAUACGCUGAUGACAUUGAUCAUCUGUUGCUAAAAGUGGUGCUUCAUGACAAAUCCUACAUUGUGGACGGUGGUUUUGGGAUGGCCUACCAGAUAUGGCAGCCGAUGGAGCUGAUUUCAGGGAAAGAUCAGCCUCAGACACCUGGCAUCUUUCGCUUCCUAGAAGAGAAUGGGACCUGGUACCUUGAGAAGGUGAAAAGGAAGCAGUACGUUCCCAACCACAGCAACACUGCUCCUCAUAACGUGGACAAAGAAGUUUGCCGUCGAGUUUAUCUCUUCACCCUCCAGCCCCAAGACAUAGAAGAGUUUAGAGCCAGAAAUCUGUACCUGCAGACUGCCCCAGACUCACUUUUUGUUACAAAGUCCAUCUGCAGCCUGCAGACCGCCGAUGGGGUCCGGGCACUCGUUGGGUGGAAGCUUACUGAGAUAAAGUACAAUUACAAGGAUAACAUGGAUCUGGUGGAAAUCAGAAUCCUUGCAGAUGAAGAAAUGGAGAAAACAUUGAAGGAGAAAUUCAAUAUAAUAUUAGAUAAGAAAUUUGUACCCAUCAAUACAAGCAGGUUGUCUCUGUUUUAACUCACUGCCUGUAUUAUAAUUCAAUAUGGUGGCAUUACGUGAAUUCUCCCCCCCCUUCCUGACAAGAAUCUAAAGGUUAAUCUUUCUCUUUCCAUUUACCCCAGCAUAAGGCAGAACAGAUUAGCAUGAAUCAGGAAAAGCAAUUGAUUUUCACAACUGUUCCUGCAUCUCUCCUUGGUCUGGGUACAAAUAAUUUCUUCCUCACUCAAUCAAAUCACUCCCCUUCUGUUUGUGCUUAGCUGGCAACAGAUGCUGCCCAUUCCCUGCUCCAUUCAUCUCUUAAAAGCUUUUCCCACUAACCCAAAGCAGCAGGGGCAGGGAGAUGGAACAGUGUGUCCCUUCCCUUAUUACUGAGCUCUACCACCUGGGGAAAAAAAAAAUAAAAAAAAUCACACCACAUCUUAAAUUAAUGCCAUACUAUUUUUUGAAAUGUAAUAGCCAGAAAAGUAAAGACAUCCAAUGCCAUUUGCUACACUAAGCCUGUCCUUUGUGCUCCUGCACCCCUCACACUUUCUCACACAGCAAUUCUAACACUCACUGAGGGGGCUAUUUGUGGCUUAAAACUGGUGAUGAGAAAUAUUAGGGGACAAUUCUGCCUUCUUUCAGAUUUCUGUACCCUCAGCAACAUAACUAAAGCUGUCAAAGUGAAAGCACCUCCUGUGGAUUGUUUGUGAGCACCCAGGAGAGGACUGCUGGAAGUGCACCCUCCUCGCACAAGGCUGUCAACUUCUAUAACAAACAUUACUGCUUGUCAGUUAGUUUCUCCAAAAUGUAUGUAUUUGACUGCUUGUAGUGAUUCUAAUUAUAUUGAUAGAAGGAGAAAUGAUGAAUCUUAGUCAGAUACCUAAAGGCUAAGAUUUUUAGCAUGAGAAAUUACACAAAUGUAAUCACUUUGCCCUUUGAGAUGAUGCUUGAUAUCCCUUUAUGUACAAAUCACACAGCAUUACAACUAUGCACUUACAAUUAAUAACGUAAGCCAAUUACAAUUAAAUAAAAAGACAAGAACUGUGAAGUAUUCAA
Lagopus muta (rock ptarmigan) is the source of this 4249-nucleotide messenger RNA. RefSeq names its product arylamine N-acetyltransferase, pineal gland isozyme NAT-3. Gene Ontology annotation, molecular function: acetyltransferase activity. NCBI's taxonomy places the organism in Eukaryota, Metazoa, Chordata, Aves, Galliformes, Phasianidae. The coding region runs from base 2288 to 3229 and encodes 313 amino acids. The transcript is spliced from 8 exons. The record is from RefSeq and is a predicted model, not a curated record.